AGAGCCAGCGGAACACCGAGCUGGAGGGCUGGUGCUGCGCAGGAGACCUGCAAACCAGCAGCUUGAAACUGGGGGACGAGCCUCACGUUUCCUUCAAGCUUCUUUCUCUUAACAAAAAAGAAAGAAAGAAAAAGAAAAUCCUCUGUUGCCACCUCAACUUGGAGGAGCAGGGCGUGAUUCGAAGGACUGACGCAGGUUUCAUUCAUGGACCUUGAAGUUAGGGCAAGUCACUCAACAGGACCCGCGAGGCCAGGGGUAGCCCCAGUUCCUGAGCGGGUUCAGCCUGGCGGUGCCCUCUGGCAGCCCACCUGCAGCCGCCAGCUGAGGUUCUGGGCGCCUUCUGACUGUGCUUUGGAAGUAAUGACAUUACCCGUGGUCUGGACCCAGGUGGCCUCCCUUGAUGAGCGUCCCUACCAGGUCUGACUGCCCUGGUGGCUGGAGAUUCUAAGCCAGUAUGAUGGAUGAUGACACAGAGUUGAGGACUGAUGGAAACUCCCUUCUGAAGGCUGUGUGGCUGGGCAGGCUGCGGCUGACCAGACUCCUCCUGGAAGGGGGAGCUUAUAUCAAUGAGAGCAAUGACAAAGGCGAAACGGCUCUCAUGGUGGCAUGUAUCACCAAACAUGUGGACCAGCAAAGUAUCAGCAAGUCUAAGAUGGUGAAGUACCUGUUGGACAACAGGGCAGACCCUAAUAUCCAGGAUAAGUCUGGAAAGACUGCUCUCAUCCAUGCUUGCAUCAGAAGAGCCGGGGGAGAAGUGGUCUCCCUACUACUGGAAAAUGGAGCUGACCCCAGCCUUGAGGAUCGCAGUGGGGCUUCAGCUCUGGUUUAUGCAAUAAAUGCAGAUGACAAGGAUGCAUUGAAACAUCUCAUUGAUGCCUGCAAAGCCAAAGGGAAGGAAGUGAUUAUUAUAACAACAGAUAAGUCAUCUUCCGGCACCAAAACUACUAAACAGUAUCUUAAUGUCCCUCCUUCACCCAAAGUGGAAGACCGACAGUCACCUCCACUGUGUGCGUCUCCUUCUGACAUUGAACUGAAGGCUCCAGGCCUGAGCUCUCCACCAAAUGAAAAAGAGGAUGUCUUCUUCGGCCUCCAAACAGGACACCCAAGUGGCUGUAACACCUCUAAGAUUCUCAAUGAGCCUGGGUCUCCCACUAGGAAAGUCAGCAACCUUCCCACCAGGAAAGUGGGGGCCCGCUUGCCCCAACUGAAGAGGCUCCAGUCUGAACCCUGGGGCCUGAUUGCACCAUCUGUGUUGGCAGCCUCCUCUCGUCAGGAUGAAUCCCACAGUGCCAGCACAGACAAUGAGGUCAUCAGGAACAUCAGUGACAUGUCUUUCCCUAAAAGGGGGCCCCUCUCCAGAACCAACAGCACUGAUGGCAAAGACCCUGCCCUCUUCCCCACAGUCCCAGAGCAGGCUCUGAAGGUUCCAGCCUCUUCAGCCCCAGCAUCCUGGAAAGCAGCCUAUGAGAAGGGCCAGGCUCCCCACCCUCGUCUGGCAAGGAGAGGAGCUCUCCCUGUUGACCAAGAGAAAGGUGGCAUGUGCCCAUCGGGAGCCUCUGCUCUCAAAGAGCCAGCAUCCCUCAAACGGCUGGAAAAUGACCUGUAUGACUUAGAGUUACAACCAGGGGCUGACUCACCCAACUCCAUUUCCCUCGAGCCAGGCAAAGGUCCCUUAGAUAGAAAGAAGCUCAACAGCUCCCACUUGUCUCUUUUCCAUGGCUCUCGGGAGUCCCUGGAUGCCGUGCCCACCACAUCCCCCAGCUCUGUGCGUCGCAGACCCCCGCAUCUUCUAGAAAGACGAGGUUCUGGAACUCUGCUGCUAGACCGCAUCGCUCACACUAGGCCUGGCUUUCUUCCACCUUUAAAUGUGAAUCUGAACCCACCCAUCCCCGAUAUUAGACCGAAUAGCAAACCUUCUUCCCCACUUGCUAGUGGCUUAAAAUCUAUGGUUCCUGUUGCUCCAAGUUCACCAAAGAGAGUUGACUUGAGAAGUAAAAAGAAGCUCCUCAGAAGGCAUUCUAUGCAAAUUGAACAGAUGAAGCAGCUGUCGGACUUUGAAGAAAUAAUGACCUAGAAACCUUCAGGAAGGCUUCUCCUCACGUCUAAAUCUAGGUAGUUUAUGGAAGGGACCAAAAUCUAGACCAACAUAGCCAUGUAGAUCCUCUGUCUCUGCUCACUCCUCAAUGCUGGUAUGUGGCCACUUCAGAAGACAUGGGAACAGGGUGCUACUUCACCUUUGAAAUAAAUGCAGGGAUUAUUUCACUUCUGAAAUGAUUAUUUCGCUCCUGAAAUAAUCCCUGGGUUUUUACAGGCCUACUUGAAAAGAGUUCAGGAUAAUUGGGUUUCAGAGAUGAAAUUACAAGAAAAAAAUAAUUCCCCCAAGGAAGACAACCUUUGCAGUUUGAAGGUGACCCAGCAAGUAUGGUGAUUUAAGCUGUGGAUCCCAGUUACUUGCCUUCAGACAAACAGUAAAUGUGAGUUGAAGUCAUGAGACAGUAUUACAGUAUGCUAUUCAGAGCCUAUAAAGUAGCUAAAAAAAAAAAGAAAAGAAAGAAAGAGAAAAUGAGGCUUUAGCAUUUGUCCAAAAUGUGCAAAAGCUCAAAACUAAUCCCUAAGCUCCUGAAUUUGGCAUCUGGGUUCAGUUUGAUGAUAGAAGCAGGAUCCCCCAUCAGAGAGGGUCUGGUAUGUGGGUCUUUCUUGCCUCUUGCUAUUCUGCAGGCACUGUUAAGCAUGGUUGAGUUCUGAAAGAUCUCUUUUCAGAUCCAGAGAUGUUCACGGACUCAUUUGGGUGUGCUGUGAGUCCCUACAUAUCACAUUUUCGUGGCUCCAUUCUGACACGUCAUUGUAGAUGGUACCUCAAAGAUGAAUCUUGCUCCCAAGAUGCAACUUUUGCCAGACCCCUGUGCAGACAUAGGCUCUGUGUUGAAAUCUAGUAAAGAACAGUCAAAGAGAACUAAUUUGGACUUGAAUGUGACACAAUUAAUAGAACAGAACUACAAGAAAUGUUACCGAUUAUUCUUAAGAAAACUCAAUGAAUACUACCAAAACCGGGAUGAUAGGUGAUGAUGGGAUGUACUUGGAUUGAAAAGUAAAUUGGAGCCGAGCACAGUGGUGCACACCUGUAAUCCCAGCAGCUCAGGAGGCUGAGGCAGGAGGACUUGUAAGUUCAAAUCCAGCCUCAGCAAUUUAGUCAGACCCUAAGCAGCUUAGUGAGAUCUUGUCUCAAAAUAAAAGAUUAAAAUAAGGGCUGGUGGGUGGGGGGCAUGGCUCAGUGGUUAAGCGCUCCUGGGUUCAAUAAAUAAAUAAAUAAAUAAAUAAAUGAAGUGUCUGGUCCUCAAGCUGAUGGCAAAAAAAUGAGGACCAUUUCAUUUUCCAGCCUGAAAAUUUUAGGGGAUAUCAAAUGUCAUUUCUCUUUCAGUUAAUAGUUAAUUCAAGAAAAAUCCAGUUUCUUCUUUGCCUGAAUUAUGUAGGGGUUGGGAGAUUCAUAGGAAUAAUCUAUACAAUCCUUUGAAGAAAUUAAGUAAAGUCUCACUGAAAGACUCAAGUGUCUCCUUGAGAUCUCCAAGAUUCUAAAAAUCCUAGUUCCUAAAUUUAUUUGUAAAGUAAAAAAAAAAUCCGUAACAUAAGCUCUACAUUUUGUGAUAUUUCAUUAAGAACAUUUGCUAGAAAUUUGUCUAGAUAUCCCAAGCAAAAGUGUUACUGAUAGUCAUUAAUUAUAAACAAAACAAAAUUGCUUAUUUUAAAAAAUGAUUCAUUUAGGGAAAGCUCUUAACCUCAGCACUAGUAACACUGGAGGCUGGGUCAUUCUUUGUUCUGGGGGCCUGUCUGUCCUGUGCACUGCAGGACAUUUAGCAUCCUCUUCAGCCUCUGCUCACUGAGUGACAGUAUCACCCUGUUCCCUUCCCCCCAGUUGUGAGAACCAAAGACGUCUCCAGACAUGGCCAGAUGUCUCCUGGGGCAGCAUCACCUUGGUGAUCACCAGGGCUGUAGAGAAUGGCCGUGCCUGUGAUGGAAAUAUGUGAAGAAUCAAAGUGCCGAUCGGAGGUGUGGCACACAAGCACCCAAACUCAAGCACUAACGGGAUCUUGUAUCUUGCAGGAAGGGAAGAAAAUGAGAAGAAAAGCAUGUAAGGUAGUGAAAACCUACUAUUCGUGAACUUGUUUAGUGUGGCCGAUCCAUAUGCUGUUCAGACACAUUUAAUUGUUAACAGUUCUCACCAAGUAGAUGUGAGUAUAGGCAAAGAAACAGCUCUACUGCAUUCCAAAGAGAAUCAAACAGGCAGCCACUGUUUUCAGUGAGUCAUUGAAAACACACAUACACACACACACACACACACAGCACACUUUAAGUGCUUUUCCAGCUAUUGUGAUUGCAUCAAAACUAGCCUCUGCUAGUAGUGUUUAGCUGUGGGGAUAGCAAGAAAAAUGCUGCAGAGGAGCAUUUUUCUAAACCUUUAGCUAAGACUUGAAAAUCUAACUUAUCCUCAGUAGUGACAUUUAUAGUGAUUAGCCUGGGUGAAACACCAAACAUGACUUGAGUGGCUCGGUACAUUGCACGAGCGUGUAGCACUGUACUCUCCUGCCACUCGUGGCCUGUGUAAGUCCCUGUGACCUCUUCAUCAGCCUUUCUCUAGGCAGUCAUCAGAAUGCUGCCUUCUCCCAUCAGUUCUUGAUGAUGCAUUUGCUGAAUUAGACUGUCCUAAACUAGUACAAUGGUGAAAAUACCAUGGUUUACUCAUAAAUAAGAAAUUUUAUCUGUGUCAAUGAGCCUCAUGAGAAUGCUUUUCAAGAAGCAUAUUUUAGAUGCAAACAUGCUUCCUAGACCAGAAGUUAGCUUUUUUCCUUUUGGAAUCCAAGAGUCACUCUCUAAGUUAGCUUCAAACUGGAGUUUCAUAAUUUAGCCCCUUAAGAUUCUCUGGACUGUUUAUUAAAAUGUCAUUCAGAAAGUGAGCCUAAAGUUUGAAGUCUGGAACGUUGAUUUAAUUUCUAGACAUCCCAAAGCUUUUUUUUUUUUUUUUUUAGAAAACAAAA
Messenger RNA from Marmota monax (woodchuck), 5030 nucleotides. It is a transcript of the gene Ankrd34c, whose product is annotated as ankyrin repeat domain 34C. The record is from RefSeq and is a predicted model, not a curated record. The transcript has 2 exons. The coding region runs from base 455 to 2074 and encodes 539 amino acids. Gene Ontology annotation, molecular function: protein binding. NCBI's taxonomy places the organism in Eukaryota, Metazoa, Chordata, Mammalia, Rodentia, Sciuridae.